CCUACACAGGAAACUGCUGUUAGCAUAGCUCUGCUGUGCAACGACAAACUUACACUGUGAAUAUGUCGGGCAGCUGACAGCAGACAGAGGAGCAGCCUGACCCAUGAACUCAUUUUUGGGUGUGAACAACUUUGGGACACAAUGUCUCUUCUUUUGAUAUUCUGCCUUCUCAUUCUCCUGCUUGGAAUUGUGUUGCUAUGUGUCAUUUUCAGGUGGCUCAUAUGCACCCUGGCUGUGCGUUUUUUUCAGACCGCACUGAACGCUGAUUUAAAGAUCAAAUCAGUAGGGCUGUUUUCUGUCCAAGGAGUUAGUAUCCAGUUUCACCCACAGCAUACUCUGGAAAUCGACAAGAUAUGGAUUUCAAGUAAACUGCUUAACCAGGAUUUGCCGAGGUACCUAGCGUUGUGUGUCGGCGAAACCAGAGUGAGGUUUGACUUGCAAACACCACUCAAACCUUUGGUAAAGAAGAGACAUGGAAAAAAGCCAGGAAAGAUUUCAGUCAGCUCCACAACGCUGCGCUUUCUCUCACAAAUGCUGUCAUUCCACAUCAGCUCCAUCAAUGUGAUGGUACUGAACAUCGCACUGUCAGAGUCUCUAUGGCACAUGACCAUUUCAGGCAUAACCUUGUUACUAGACCACCAGAGUAAAAGGCUGGCGUGGGACUUCUCAGUCGGGCAGCUAAGCAGCAAAGUGCUUAAAAGCAGUCAAUUGGAUAUAUGCUUGGCUGAAGUAGCCCUGAGCCUGCUGCUGUCUGGAGAUGUGAGCUUACCGGACAUGAAGCCGGGUAGUCUGUCUUUGAACGUGAGGACACUCAUAGCAGAACUGCACGAGGGGCUAUUUCUCAGCCAACUCCUGCUGCCCACCUCCCCAAAAAAGAGCAUUCAGGAGGGAUCUGAAACUGAAAACGUUGACUUCAUUCAGACUGAGACGGUUGAGCGGUUUCAUCGGCUGAUUCCCCAAGAGGUCAAUGUGGAAUUUGAUAAUACAAAUGUAACCCUGUCCAUGCACAGCCAAAAAAGACACCUGAACUGGACCCUGAGGUCUUUAAAAGUCUGCUACGGACGUGACGAUGAGCAGCUGCCCUUAAAAAGCUUCACUCCUGAGCUGAGCUUUCCCCAGAGCAGCCUGGAGCUCAUUCUGGAGGAUGGCCUUCUCCUCUCGCAAAGUAGGCAAAGAAUCCUUUGUGUGAACACCCUGAAGACCACCGUGCAGGUUACAUCAAUUGACAUCUCAGGGUCAUUCACGGUCAACACUUGCAUCAUCCACUACCGUCACCAGGAGUUCUCCCAUUGGCUAAACCUAUUUCCAUGGGAACAGCUCAUUCACAGGAAGGCAGCACAUCGGAAAAGGCGCCUCCCUCACCUGGAUGCCCCCGUGAUGGUCACCUCCUCUGUGUCAAACAUUAAUGUGUCAGUUCAGUUGGGUGACACAACACCUUUUGCUCUUGGAUUCCUCUCUGCCUGUGCAGAACUGCAGCAUCUUCUUGACAUAAAAGUUGACCCAGAAAGUACAGAGUCCCAGAAUGUGCACCAGAGGGCCUCACUGUCGCUGGACAACUUCUGGUGGAGAGUGGGUCAGGGGUCUCAUAUCCAACAAGCACCCCACCCUCCUGGUAAACAUGUGUGGGGAGAAGCGCUUAUUUUAGACUCAGUCACUCUUCAGGGGAGUUACAACAGACCCCACCUGGAGUCGAGCAGCCAGUCUCCGAGUCUGAGCUUGGAGUCCAGUUUGAAAGGGCUCCAAGUGGAGCUUUCAGACACAUGUGCCCUGUGUCUGUCUCGUCUGCUGUCCCUCCUCUGUGUUCCUCGUGAAACACAGCUCCCAGAUGUAGCCUCAGUGUCUCCCCAUAGUGAAGAUACUGUCCAACCCAUCCCCUCCUCACAGCUGCCCAUGCUGUUUAAACUGGACUGUUCUCUGGAGGAUGUUAAUGUGUUCACUCUUUCCAACCUGGCAGGUGCCGUGUCUUUUCGGAUGGACGCUGUCAGAGUCGUCAGCUCUGCAGAGAGCUCCACAGUGUCUCUGUAUGGUGUCAGCUUAUCGACGAUCAAAACAGUCACAGAGAACAUGGAGUCAUGUUGCCCUGCCUCACAGACCCCACAUCCUGUGCUCAAACUCACCGCCGUUGCCUUUUGUUACCACAUCACCACACACACCUUACAGAUUCAAUGUGAAGAGGAGCUCACUGUCGAAUGGACGCCUCCAGACCACAUGGUGUUAUAUCAGCACAUGACUGAAGUGAAGGAGUGUUGGAGAAUGCUUUGUGGAGAGAGAGGAGUGGAGAGUCUGAAUACACCUACAGAGACGGAAAGCAUUCCAGGCCACGUUAGAGGUCUGUGUGUGCGGGUUGAACUAGGCUGCACUCGUCUGACAGCCCAUGUCAGCGUGCAGAACUACAUUACCCUGCACACAGAAGCCGUAUCAGUCUCCAAGCAUGCUGCCUCCAUGCACAUACGCUCUCCUUCCGUGAUCUUCAACUUUGAUGGCUACAACAUUGUCUCCUUUAAUGAUCUGGAUGUUGAAACACACGCAGAGCUGACUGAGAUGCAGCUGCACAGAGACACCUUCCCCUUCCUCACCACUCCUCACAACAGAGUCUGGGUCCUCACUUGUCCCUCUCUCGCUGUUGAGUUCCCCUACCAGUACAACUUCUCAAACACCUUUGACAUGGCAAUUAGCGUGCAGAAGUGGCUGAAGACUCUGCAUCGCUCCCAGAGCCAGGACACUGAGGACCAACAGCUGCCGCCUGACCUCGUGUUUAAAAUCAGCCAGUUCUCAUUUGUCUUCCUGGAUGACAUCUUUGAAAUCAAGCUGCGUGACAACUACGAGCUGAUGAAGGAUGAGAGUAAGGAAAGUGCAAAGCGUCUUCAGCUCCUGGAUAAGAAGGUAGCAGAACUGCGUAAGCAGCAUGGAGAGCUCUUGCCGGCCAGAAAGAUUGAAGAGCUCUAUAGUUCACUGGAGAAAAAGCACAUCGAGAUCUACAUUCAACGCUCUCGCCGCCUCUACGCCAACACACCUAUGAGGAAGUCUCUGCUGACCUGGACUGUGUCGGACCUCGAGCUAGUGGCCCUGGCUGAUCAGUCUCUUCAUGGACCAGAGAGGGUGAGAGAGCAGCUGAGGGAUAUUGACUCAAUCAGUCCUUUCCCCAGAGAUGGACUCCCUCUGGUGGUCCAGUGGUGCCGUGCUAUCAAGUUUAAACUGGCUGCUUAUUUGGUGAGAAUUCGGGAUUACCCUCGCUACCUGUUUGAGAUCCGAGACUGGGAGCUGUCAGGGCGUCUUAUUGGGACGGAGCAGGAUGGACAGGCCAGGGCUCAUCGCAAAGAAAUCGUCCCACUGGGUGCACCGUGGGGAGAUGUGACAGUCCACAGGAAUAUGCCCCCACUGAAGUUCUAUUAUGAUUUCAAAUCUAACAUAUCUCUGUACACUAUUGUGUGGGGGCCAUGUUGGGACCCUGCCUGGACUCUGAUCGGCCAGUCUGUUGAUCUGCUGACCAAACCCACUGUCGAUCCCUCACCUCCUCUGGCCUGGUGGGACAAAAGUCGCCUCGUUAUGCAUGGGCGGUGGAUGAUGAACAUCGAUCAGGCCAAUCUUCAUCAGCUGGCUACAGAGGACCCUUACAACACGACAGAAAACAUGCACUGGGAGUGGAGUAAGCUGAACUACGACUGGAACCAGGGACAGUUUGUUUUUAAAGGAGAUUUGGACGUUAAUGUCAGGACAGCAUCAAAGUACGAUGAUAUCUGUUUUCUACACCUGCCUAACCUGUGCAUGACCCUUGACCUUCAAUGGCUUUGCCAUGGCAACCCUGAUGAUCACCAUGCUGUGAUGCUCUGCUGUGCUGAGAACGUUGCAGAUGUGACCUCAGGACAGCCUCAUGAUUCGUACAGAGCGUUUCGCUCUGAGAACCUCAACCUCUCCAUCACCAUGGACCUUAACCAGCACUGUGGCUCAGAAGCCUCCCAGCCUCGAAUCCUGCUGUACAGCAGCACUCUGCGCUGGAUGCAGAACUUUUGGGCCACUUGGACAGGUGUAUCUCGACCAAUCUGCCGAGGCAAGCUGUUCCACAGCCUCAGACCUUUGCGCAAGAAGCUGGGUCAGCACUACAAACAGAUGUCCUACACAGCUGCCUUCCCACAACUACAAGUGCAUUAUUGGGCCUCAUUCGCCCAGCAGAGAGGUGUCCAGGUGGAGUGCAAUAAAGGCCAUGUCUUCACACGAGGGGCUCAGAGACUUAUUCCACAGGCUGGCACUGUGAUGAGGAGGCUGAUCUCUGAAUGGAACGUGACUCAGAUGGUUAGCGAGCUCUCUCAGGUGACAGUUCACCUGAUGGCGUCCACCUGGGAUGAGACGGCUGACCACCAGAUCAACGCUCAGGUGAAGAAGACUCACCUUCUCAGCUUGUCCUCCCUGAGCUACCAGCGACAGAGCAACCGAAUGGAGGAGGAGGUGAACCAGAAGGAUGAGACUAACAACUCUUACGCUCACAAACUGCGCUUGGUGGACCUGCGCGCUUCUUGGACCACCACAAACAGGAACAUAGCUUUCGGGCUGUACGAUGGUUAUAAGAAAGCGUCCGUACUGAAGAGAAAUCUCUCCACUGAAGCCCUGAAGGGUCUGAGGAUCGACACACAGCUCCAGACGAAGAAGCUCAAACGCACUCCUUCCAACUUCUCUCCCUCCACAGCUCCAACCACCCCAGUCGUGCCCACUAUCAGUAGAGCAGAAAAAAGUCAGCAUGAAGGAACAUCGAUGCUGCAGAAACUGAUUGAGGAAACAGACAAGUUUGUAGUGUUUUCAGAGGAGGAUUCGGGUGUCAGCGAUCAGCUAUGUGGUAUUGCAGCCUGCCAGACAGAUGAUGUCUACAACCGCAACUGGUUUAUUGAGUUGGUCAACUGUCAGAUGAUGUUGCGCGGCACAGAGACGGCAGGCUGUGUGUUGGUGUCUGCAGCAAAGGCUCAACUCCUUCAGUGUGAGCACCACCCAGCCUGGUACAAUGACACCCUGAAGCAGAAAACCACCUGGACUUGUCUGCUAGAUGGCAUGCAGUACUUUGCCACCAUGGAGCUCAACCCAUCUGAGCAAGAGGACAGACAGCUGUGGCUGGAGGUGAAAAACAUUGAGGAGCACAGGCAGCGUAACCUGGACUCAGUGCUGGAGCUGAUGGAGAGUGGCCAGGCUGUGGGAGGGAUGGUCAGCACCACUACAGACUGGAACCAGCCCGCCCAGGUGAAUGAAGCUCAGCAGGUUCAGCGUAUCAUCUCACGGUGUAGCUGCCGGAUGCACUACAUCAGUUACAGUCACGACAUCAACCCAGAGCUGGCCACACAGAUCAAACCUCCAGAACUGAGGAAUAACCACGAGAAAGAAGAUCUGCUGAAAAAACAGGCCGGGGCUGUGGACACCUUCACUCUCAUCCACCAUGAUCUUGAGAUCUCCACUAACCCAGUUCAGUACGCUAUGAUCCUAGACAUUGUUAACAACCUGCUGUUACAUGUGGAGCCCAGACGCAAGGAGCACAGUGAGAAAAAGCAGCGAGUGCGUUUCCAGCUGGAAAUUUCAAGUAACCCUGAGGAGCAGCGCAGCAGCAUCUUGCACCUCCAGGAGGCUGUCAGGCAGCACCUUGCACAGAUUAGACGCCUGGAGAAACAGAUUUACUCCAACAUCAGAGCACUUGCAGAAGAACUGAGCGGAGAUGAGCUGAUGGAUAUCAACACAAGACUCCAGAACCAGCUGAACCAGGAGAAGAACGACAUGCAGAUGAAGAGUGAAGAGCUCAACAUUCUCAUCAGGUGUUUCAAGGACUUUCAGCUGCAACGGGCAAACAAACUGGAGCUGCGUAAGCCCCCAGAGGAUGUGAGUGUAGUGAGGAGAACUGAGAUCUACUUUGCCCAGGCGCGCUGGUGUUUGACCGAAGAAGACGGCCAGCUCGGGAUUGCUGAGUUGGAGCUGCAAAGAUUCAUGUACAGUAAGCUGAACAAAUCUGAUGACACAGCAGAGCAUCUUUUGGAGUUAGGCUGGUUCACGAUGAACAACCUGCUGCCCAAUGCAGCGUACAAGGUUGUUAUUCGCCCUCAAAGCCCCUGCCAGUCAGGACGUCAGUUUGCUUUGCGUAUCUUCAGUAAAGUGCGCCCCCCUGUGGGAGGAAUCUCUGUGAAGGAACACUUUGAGGUGAACGUGGUGCCUCUCACCAUCCAGCUGAUGUACCAGUUCUUCAAAAGGAUGAUGGGAUUUUUCUUCCCUGGAAGAAAUGUUGAGGAGGAGGAGGUGACAGAUGAGGAAGACAAGUUCAGACUGGUUACCACAGGUAUCCCUGUCAAGACUCGGCAGUUGUCAGAGGACACCAUGGGUGCUAUGGGCCCCAGCAAAGGUGUCACCCAGGGGCUGAACCGUACUGCUGGGGUCAGGAGGUCGUUUAGGAAAGCUCCAGAGCAUCCUGUUGAUGACAUUGAUAAGAUGAAGGAGCGAGCUGCCAUGAAUAACUCCUUCAUCUACAUCAAGAUUCCACAAGUGCCCCUUUGUGUCAGCUAUAAGGGAGAGAAGAGUAGUGUGGACUGGAAGGACCUGAACCUGGUUCUGCCGUGUUUGGAGUACCACAACAACACCUGGACCUGGCUUGACUUUGCCAUGGCUGUGAAGAGGGAUAGCCGGAAAGCACUUGUAGCACAGAUGAUAAAAGAGAAGCUGCGUCUGAAGCCGGCCUCGGGCUCCGACCUGCGGGGGAAGACGCCUGAGGGGAAGUCGGACAACAGCCUGCAGCAAGCGGAGGAAGAUGAGAAGGCGCGACUCCUCAUCGGCCUGAGCACCGCAGACAAGAGCUCGAGCAAGAAAAGCAUCUUCAGCAGACGCAAGUGAAACAAGAAAAGCUCCCAUUCACAUUGUAAGAAGUUGACUAGAUGAUCGGCUGCUGCAGCUCCAACACUCUCAGUACAUGGAUCAGGGAACAAGCAGGCGGCCACCCAAAGUCAGCAUAUCUUUGUGGUUUGUGAAUCUCAAGGAAAAAGAGAGAUUGUUGAGCGUUUAUUCUCCUUUGGUUGCAUAUAUUACUGUAUCAUAAGAGCCUGCUGAAUUCAGAAAAUAUUUGAGUUUUUGUUUUUGAAAACAACACUCCUGAGGUGUGUCAGUCCCUCAAACAGCUUCAGGAUUACCAGGGUGCCAUUUUGACCAAAUAGAAAUAUAUAUAUAUAUAUAUAUAAAGAUUUUGUUUCCCAGAGCUAUUAAAAAAAUCUCACUCUGCUACUUUCAAAGUAAUGAACUCUUGCGUUAAAUGGAAUGAAGCGAGGAAGAUGAAGCUAGCACUUCUACACAUGAACAAGCAGACAGCACCUUUUCCUGCUGGCUCAGGAACACUGCAUGUCUAUCCUGUAGAACUGUACCACACAUAGGACUUCAUUUAAGCACCUUCAAUACAUUGAAUGGCCAUUGAUAGAUAAAUAAGAUAUGUUUUUAUCAGUUUAAGCUCGGAUAAAUUAUAUAUGGCUGUAUGACUGUCUAUCUGACAUGAAGGCCUUUUCCCCCACAGUAAAUGCUAUUUUAGAUUUGACCUGAAAAUGAUUGUGUGUCGCUCAGCGCGCUGUUUGACUGUACCUCACCCCAGUGCAAUAUAUCAAGAACAAAGCAGCAGAAACAUGUUGAUGUGUAGUAUUAUGUGGCACUCGGUUUGAUGGCAUUGUGGCAAAAGGAAAAAAAAAAUGCAGCUAAUCGCAGAGUGUAUGUUUUGUAAUUUUAAUACUAAAGCACUUUUUUUAUGCAAAGUAUUUUGAUAUUUUUGUAACCACAGUUGUUCGCUGUCAAUUCCUUGCAUUGAUGUGCUGCUAAAGCCUUUUAUUUCAGUCACAAUUUCUAUUAAGAAGAAAAUGCCCUAAAGUUAAACGGAUCAUAUCUCAAAGUGAAUACGUGUUCACAUUUCUAUCAGCUUCAUGUCUUUAUUGUUUAUCUGUCAAUAAAAAAAAAAGUCUAAGUCC
Molecule: messenger RNA, 7958 nt
Organism: Labrus mixtus (cuckoo wrasse)
Lineage: Eukaryota; Metazoa; Chordata; Actinopteri; Labriformes; Labridae
Product: bridge-like lipid transfer protein family member 2
Exons: 40
Coding region: 142-6849 (2235 amino acids)
Source: RefSeq, a predicted model, not a curated record